AUGUCGCUCUCCAAGCAUCUCUCCGCGCGCCGCCUCCUGCCGGCGCUCUUCCCGCUCGCCCACGCCGACGCCGCCUCCGCCGCGGCCUCCCGCCGGGCGCGCCGCCGCGACGCGUUCGUCUCGACGCCGCCCGCGCCGCCGCCCUCCCCGAGCUCCGUGCGCCUCGCGGAGCCCCUCCCCUCGCUGGCCCCCUCCCGCCUCGCGCUCCACAACCGCAUCCUCGCGCUCCUCUCCCCACCCGCCGCCGCCCCCGCCGAGGCCCGCGACGACCUAGCCGAGGCCGCGCUCCUCACCCGCCACGCGCUCCACUCCAACUGCCGCCCGUCCUCCUUCACCUGCGUGGCCGUCCUCGCCGCGCUCCUCCGCGCGCGCCGCCUCGACGACUUCUUCGCGCUCCACCGCUUCUCCAUCCAGGCCGCCGUCGCGCCCACCGCCGCCACCCACGCGCUCUACCUCUCCGCGCUCGCCGCGCGCCGCCUGCCCGACUCCGCGCUCCUCCACCUCCGCCAGAUCGCCCGCGCUGGCUCCCCAGUGCCCCCCUCCCCGACCGCCUACCGCGUGGUCGUCAAGUGCCUCGUAGCGGACCACGGCCGCCUCCACCACGCCAUCGAGCUCAAGGACGAGAUGCUCGCUUCCGGGUUCGUCGGGCCCGAUCCCCAUGUCUACAGCCUCCUCAUGGCUGGAUGCGUGCAAGCUGGGGAUGGGGCAAAAGCCGUGGAGCUGUACCAGGAACUGCAGCACAAGCUUGGUGGCGAGCCAGUUCUCGAUGGCAUCGUCUACGGCAGCCUCAUGAAGGCCUACUUCCUCAUGGGAAUGGAGGAGAAGGCGAUGGAGUGCUACGAGGAGGUGCUCGGCCCGGAGUCGGAGGUGAGAUUCGGGGCGGAGAGCUACAAUGAGGUGGUGGAUGCACUCGGGCAGAACGACAUGCUACAGGAUGCACUCAAGCUGUUCGACAGAAUGCUUGCACAGCAUGACCAUCCGCUGAGAGUUGCGGUUGAUGUUAGAAGCUUCAGCGUAAUGGUGGAUGCCUACUGCGCUGCUGGUAAGUUUGAGGAUGCGAUCGCGGUGUUCUGCAGGAUGGGAGACUAUAAGGUGGUACCGGAUGUAGCAGCAUAUAACAAUCUGAUUCGGCAUCUCGGGCUUAAUCGGUUGGUAGAUGAGGCAGAGGUGCUCCACAAGGAGAUGGGGGAGCAUAGUCUUGUUGCAGAUGAGGAAACACAUGUGCUGCUCAUGGAUGCGUGCUUCAGAGCUGAUCGCCCUGAUGAUGGUGUCAGUUACUUCGACAAAAUGUCUGAGUUGGGUUUGAAGCCUGAGGCAUCGCACUAUCAUAAGAUUGUUGAUGGCUUGACUGGUUUAAGUUUGCUUGACAAGGCUCAGGAGUACUUUGAUCAGAUGAAGGAGAAGGAAAUUAAUCCAAUCAUUGCAACCUAUGAGACACUGCUAAAGGCUUGCGUUGGAGUUACGCGGUUGGAUGAUGCAGCCAAGGUAGCAAAGGGUAUUCUGUUGGAUGAGAACGUGAUUUUCACAGAUGAGAUGAGGGAGCUAUUGGAAGGUGCAUUGCGCGGAGAGGGCAGGGAAGAAGACAUAGCAAAGCUGUAUGAAGACGUGGAGAGGGAGAAGGCCGAAGCAGCGGUGCAGGCGGCAGAAGAGAAGGCAAGGGCAGAGGCACAGGCCAGGGAAGAGAGGGCGGCAAGGAGGGCAGAGGCUGCUGCCAAGGAUGAGGCUGCGGCUAAAGCUAGUGCUGCUGCCAUUGAGGCUAUCCUUGGCCAUAGAAGGAGAACAGAGGGCGAGACAGAAGCAUCUGCAUCUACUCCGAAUGCUCUUGAUGGCGGGCUUCUCAGUAGGCUAGGCCUCAGGUCAUCUGGAGAAGGUGUUCUUCAAGACAUUCCUCCACUACGUGCUGAAACAAAAGGAGAUGGUCAGGAAUAAUUUUGAUGUCCUUCGUUUGUUCUGGGCACUAAAUUAUAGGAUAUGCUUGUAGUUUCUUGUAAGAGCAUCAAUCAAUAUGAGCUCUGAUGGCUAUAAAUGUUUCAACUUCUGAUUGUAUCUCUGGUUGAGACUGUAACCACGAUUGAUGCAUUGAAAUAUGACAA
Messenger RNA from Lolium rigidum, 2093 nucleotides. RefSeq names its product pentatricopeptide repeat-containing protein At3g49240, mitochondrial-like. Gene Ontology annotation, molecular function: protein binding. The transcript has a single exon. NCBI's taxonomy places the organism in Eukaryota, Viridiplantae, Streptophyta, Magnoliopsida, Poales, Poaceae. Gene Ontology annotation, cellular component: chloroplast. The record is from RefSeq and is a predicted model, not a curated record. The coding region runs from base 1 to 1929 and encodes 642 amino acids.